This is a messenger RNA of Centruroides sculpturatus (bark scorpion), 3074 nucleotides long. RefSeq names its product protein canopy homolog 3-like (gene CNPYb). The coding region runs from base 151 to 891 and encodes 246 amino acids. Gene Ontology annotation, cellular component: endomembrane system. Lineage: Eukaryota; Metazoa; Arthropoda; Arachnida; Scorpiones; Buthidae. The transcript has 6 exons. Gene Ontology annotation, molecular function: signaling receptor binding. The record is from RefSeq and is a predicted model, not a curated record.
AUAAUACUCUCGUUCAAACUGACUAUCACAUGUAUCGAGAGAGGAAAUGUAAUCAGAUGGGUAAACAUUGACAAGAUGAGAUGUUAACUUUAUAACAUUUUAACAUACCCUUUGUGUUUAAUUAGUUUUAUAUGCUGUAACUUCUUAAAAAUGGAAAUCAGUCGGUUAGUUUGUUGUUUUUUUUUAUUUAUUGGAAGUGUUAUUGGUGAAGAAAGUAUUGAAGAAGAAGAAUAUGGAGUGAAAUAUGCUUCAAGCUGUGAAGUCUGUAAAUAUGUCGUCGUGGAAUUAGAAAACAGGUUGAAAGAAACUGGAAAGACCCAUGACGUUAUUGAAAUCGGUUACGGCCUGGACGAUAAGGCUAAAAAGAAAAUAAAAUAUACUAAUACAGAAUUGCGACUCCUAGAAUCCUUAGAGGGAAUAUGCGACAGGUUACUGGAUUAUAACAUUCACAAAGAGAGGAAAGACAGUACACGAUUUGCAAAAGGAAUGAGUACAACAUUUAAAGUAUUACACGAUCUCGUGGAUAAAGGUGUGAAGGUAGAUUUGGGAAUACCAUAUGAUUUAUGGGACAAACCAUCAGCAGAAGUUACGAAUCUUAAAACACAGUGUGAGAAUUUAAUAGAAAUGCAUGAAGAGACAAUAGAAGAUUGGUACUAUAACCAUCAAGAGAUUCCGUUAAGACAAUUCCUUUGUAUUGACCGUGCUCUUAGGAAAGGAGACGAUGGUUGUUUAGAUGAAGACCUUAAAUUAGAGAAGAAAGAAAAGAAAAAGAAAUCAAAAGAGAGCCGAAAGAAAAGCGAGUCAAAAUCGAAAGACAGCUCGGAAAGUAGAGAGCCAGAAAAAUCCAAAGCGAAAGAUAAAGAUGUAAAGGGUGACAAAGACGAAUUAUAAUAUCUUUAAAAUGGUAACUAAACAAACAAAUUGUGUCAAUAACUUCGGGCAUUAUAAACAGUUUUGAACAAUUCUCUAUUUUUAUUUAGUAAAUCGAAAAAUCAGGGAAAAAGAAUAGUAGUAUUUUGGCAUUCCAUUUUUGAUACCAAACUAAAUUUUUAAAAUGAAUAUUUUUUUAUCUUUAGUUGUUAUUAUCUUAUGAAAUUGUUUUAUGUGGAAAAUAUUUAAGAUCUCUAUAUUAUUAAUAGCUUUUGUAUCUGAUUAAAAAAUGAGCAACAAAAUUGAACGAGACCUUUCCUUUGGCAUUUAAAGAACUAGAAUAUAAAUUUUUGUAUGAUAAAUGUUCUAGUUUCUUUUCAGUUCUAGUCUUUAUAAAUAAAUUUCACAUAAAAGAAAGAAUUGUUUCAAUAAAUCUGUUUUCCAUUCUUAAUGCAUGUCAUUAAAGUAAAACAAAUUAAAUCCAACAUCUGGAAAAAGACAUUGCUAAUUUUCAAAUUACACUUACUUUUAUCAUUUUUUAAAAAAACAUUGAAUAAGCUCUAUAAAAUUUGAUUUUAGUUUACAGUUACAGUUCUCAGAAUAUUAAUGUUGAAUUUCAGAUAAGAUAAUUUUUUUGUCUGGAGAAUUUGCCAAAUGUUUGGUUUCUUGUUGAUAAUGGAGUGAAACCUAAAAACUUAUGUGCCUCAAUUUCUCUUUCUUACAAAAACUCAAUUUCAUCUUUCUUACAAAAUUAUUUAAUUUUAUGUACAGUGGAAUCUGCUUAUUGUAAUUGUGGAUAUUAUUAUCAAGUCAUUUAAAGUUACCAAAAUUAGCAUACAUAAAACAUCAUCAUCAUCAUCCAUUCCUGCUGAUACCCAAGGGUGUACUGUACAUGGUGAAAAAAUCAAACUUUUAUACUACCAUCCACUAAUUUUUCCAAACUCUCCUAUCAACAGACAAGUUUUUAGCCUGGAUUAAAGUUAAAUUCCUUUUCUCUAAAGUCUGCUUAACACUAUCAAUCCACUUUCAUGUAGGCCUUUGGUUUUUUUCUCUUUGAUUUUACCUUCGAAUACCUGUUUGGCUAGUCGGUCUUCUCCUGUUCUUUACAAAUGGCCAAACCGCCUCGGAUUAGCCUCACUCUCUACUGAAUAUUUGUUAUCUUAAGGUUUUUCCUUAUGUCUUCAUUUUUAAUAUGAUUUUGUCACCAUAUCCAUCUAUUAACACCACUAAUUUUUCUAAAAACUCUCAUUUCUGUUGCUUCUAAUCUUUGGUCAAUUCCCUUAUUUCUAACCCAACUGUCAAAACCAUAUGUUACUAUAGGAUUAAAAACUAUGUUGUACACAGCUAGUUUCAUCUUAUGACUUAUUUCUUUCUUGUUCCAGAUAUAUUUGAUCAAUUGGCUCUUUGCCUGACCUGCCUUGUUUAAUCUAUUGCUGAUUUCCAAAUCUAACUUUCCAUCUUCACUAAAGAUGAGAACUUAUUGACAUGUUCUAAGCAUUUGUUACUAAGUUUAAACUGUUAAAGUCUCUUUUUCUCUACUAAUAGCCAUAACCUUUGUUUUCUCAUAGCUGAUUGAAAUACCAAAAUUCCUGCAACUUUCCUCUAAAUUAUUUAAAGAUUGCUAGAGGUCCUCAGGUUUAUUGCUUAGUAGGACAAUCGCACAGAGUAAAGAACCAAUUUUUAUAUUUCUGAAACUGAAGUUUGUCAAUAGUUUUGGUUAUUUUAUUUUAUCCAUGAAAAUUAUGAAUAAUAAAGGGGACAAUGUCCAUCCUUGCCUCACUCCUAGUAUUAGUUGGAACCAGUCACCUAUUUGUCCUUCUACCCUUAUAGCUGAUUUGCAAUUCCUAUACAAGCUUUGGAUUCCUGAGUGGAAUACUCUUGAUGCCCUAUUUCUUAAGAACUUCAAAAAGUAAUCAUUUCCUGAGUAGAUCAACUUAUAUUUGUUUAGGCUUGUCUCUCCAACUUUAAUUUUCUUAGUUUCAGUGAUACUUACCAUUUGUACUUAUACAUUAUACUUUUCUAGCUCUUCAGCUAGCUCUACUUCCUUUCCGUUCAGACUUCUAACAUUUAACCUAAAGCAUUUAAAUUCAAAUAUAAAUAUAGUACAGUGGGUGAUCGGUUAACGAACAUAAUCCGUUCCAAGACUUUGUUCGCUAUCCGAAUUGUUCGUUAACCGAUUAUCGAUUUACCAUAGGUUUCUAUGG